ACUGGGUCCUCUCCCCAUCGCCUCUGUCGUCGCUCCCAUGCGACAGGAAGGUCUCGGCCAAAGCUUGACGCCGCAGGUCCACAUCUUGGGCCCGUACUCUUAGUCACACAAAGCGCCCCUCGCGAGGGUAAACCAAGUACUCCGUGAGCAUAGCUGACAACAAAGCACGCCUUGUACAGUCGACAGAGAUGAACUACCAACAAAUGGCGUACCUGGAGACCAUGCGGAAUCCAGUCCUCGUGGAAAAUCCGUUGAUGGAUCCGGUGAUGGACGGUCUCAUCGACCCGAACCUUAAGCCAGCUACCUCGCCGCCACACUUAAUCGGUUCCUGGGACCGCUCUCAGGUGCUAUGCUACUCUGGAGACAAUAAUAGACCUACGCCCUUGAGCUAUCCGAUGGUUGACCCUGCCGUUGCUGAAGCGACGUCUAGGGACGGCAGCGCAGUAUUCCCCCCGUUCGGGCAGCUUCAACGUCAAGAAUCGCCCUCGUUUUCCCACUCGUCAUCAACUAGUAGCAGCAUACUCAGCCCGCCGAGGGAGGGAGAUUAUUACCACCUGCAAUCGCCUCCCACGCCAACCGAUACCACGGUCAUGUCCCCAAUUCUAAGCCAUUAUGAGAGCAGUAGCUCGCGCAGUCAGCUGUGCCGCUUUACCGGACUUGCCGAUGACUGCGUAAAGCCGUACGACAUCUUCCAAGAGACUCCAGAGAGCUAUUUCGACGAUACCGGUAAUUUCGGCCCAGAUUUCCCUACAAGAUGUUACAGUAUCUCGAGCGACGAGGGCAGCGCUCACCUAGGCAUGUGCGGCAGGCCGGGGAAAGUCGGGCUCUCUCGGUCGGAGAGCUCCUCUGGGUUCCCUGCUGACGUGAAGGAAGAGAUCCACAUAUCGGGACAGCAUGGAGACUUCAGGACGUUCGAGUCGGAAGAUGCUUUUAUACCCGGCGACCCUCGAGUCUUGGAUUUAAAGAACGAGGAUGGAGAUGACGACGAUUACAAGCCCAACCAGAAGCAGAGACGAGCAAAGCUUAGUACAGAGCGCAUCACCAGGAACCGCAAACGGCCUUGUAUUUCACAGCCACCACCAGACACAAAACGGUCUAGGAUCGAACCCGGUGACUCGGCCACGAUAGACCGGCCAACCACCAAGCCUGUGAUUCAGGGGGCUAAAGGCAGUUUCUCCUGCACUGAGUGCUCCAAAAAGGUUCUGUUCAAAGAUGAGAGUGGCCUACAGAACCACAUGAAGAAGCAACACACUCGGCCCUUCGUCUGCGUCUUCGGGUUUGCGGGUUGCAGUUCAACUUUCGCCAGCAAGAACGAAUGGAAGCGGCAUUGCUCUUCUCAGCAUCUUGUCCUACAUUAUUGGGUCUGUCAACAAGACCAAUGCUCCAAAGUUUCGAGUAAAUCGACCAUGUCCACCCACGGCCGCUCCAACCACCCUUGCUACCAAAGCACUUACUCGCCGGCACUCCCCCGCGGGACUAUAUUCAACCGCAAAGACCUCUACACGCAACACCUUCGCCGCAUGCACAUUCCUUCGGCCCUCAAGAAGCAAGUCAAGCAGAGGAAACCCGCCCCGGAAUGGGAGGCGGCCGAACGCUGGUACCAAGACAAAGCGCGCAGGACGCGAUGUGACCUCCCUACUCACAUGCAAUGCCCAGCUGCCGGCUGUAGCGCUCGCUUUGACGGCGCUAAUGCUUGGGACGACCGGAUGGAGCAUGUUGCGAAGCAUCUCGAGAAAGCUGUCACUGGCUCAGAGCCACCAAUUCAAUUCGGUGGGGAGAACGACAGGACCCUGAUGGACUGGGCCACCCGUGCUGAUAUCGCCAUCGUUGAGAAAGGGGAAAGGGGGAAAUGGAAGCUACGCAACCCCCUUAAGUCCGGUAGUGGUACGGUAGUCCAGACCACGAAGAAGGAGGAGGACGAAGACGCCGAAGGCGAAGAGGUCGACGAGUAGCUCCUCAAUCUAGAUAUAUCCACCUCUAUUUUUUAUCCCUUUUGUGGAGGGCGAGUUUUACAUAGUGCGCGAGUGCGCUCUCGGUGAGAAAGAGUCAAUCACGAUCAUGUACAGGGUUAAUAAUGACUACAGCGGAUGAUGUGUACAGCAAGUAUUAAAACAUAAAAUAGGAGCUGGCACAUGGGGUUUUCCAGAAUAGCCAAUACCAAGAGUGGCCAUGAUUGAUUCCGACAUUCACGAACUGUCCCUCUCAGGUGCU
Molecule: messenger RNA, 2211 nt
Organism: Durotheca rogersii
Lineage: Eukaryota; Fungi; Ascomycota; Sordariomycetes; Xylariales; Xylariaceae
Exons: 1
Coding region: 189-1952 (587 amino acids)
Molecular function (GO): DNA-binding transcription factor activity
Source: RefSeq, a predicted model, not a curated record